GGUAACCAACGUCACAAACGGGUUAAAUUUUUGUAAAGUAUAGGGUUAUAAUAAUAAAAAAGGUUGUCAGUACUGGCAAAUACUGUCAAGUCGAGAAUAACUUCAACGUAUUGUAUCUGUUUGACAGAAGAGAGGGGAAUGUGUUAUUCUCCGCGAAUGCGAACGGUUUGUGUUAAUAGUGUGUCUAAAUGAUCGUGCCGUUUGAUGGGAAAUAGUGAACGGAAAAAUUUCAAGAUUGCAGUUCGUCGGACGAUACUGCGCUUGAAAAUAACCGGUAACGGAUAGUACAAAAUGAAGCCUUUAAUCGAAUUCGAGGAAUGUUUACGAGACACGCCAAAAUUUCGAUCCUGUAUCGAGGAGGCAGAGGCAAACGUUGAUCUACUCGAACAAAAGUUAGACAAGGUGUUAAAAAACUGUAGCCAAAUGAUUGACACUGGAAAGCUUUUUCUAGGACAGCAAAGCCAAUUUGCUAAUAGUCUUUGGGAGUUAUCUCUGUACUUCAACGAUGAUUCAGAGAUAAUGGCAUUACUGAACAAGUUAAUCCAUGCUUUAAAGGAAAUGAAUAAGUUUCAUACUAUUUUAUUAGAUCAAGCAUCUAGAACUGUAAUUAAAGAUCUUAAUUCCUUCAUUAAAAGUGAUAUUAGGAGGGUGAAAGAAUCUCGUCACUACUUUGAAAAGAUUUCUGCAGAUUUAGACAUAGCAUUGAAUAGAAAUUCUCAAGUUCCAAAAUCUAGACCUACAGAAUAUGAAGAAACAUCUAAUAUCCUGUCAGCCACACGAUCUUGUUUCCGACACACUGCAUUGGACUACAUUCAUUCAUUAACAAUGAUACAGGCACGAAAACGGCAUGAAAUUUUGGGUACUCUACUUAAUUACAUGAAUGCAUGUAUUACUUAUUAUCAUCAAGGCAGUGAUCUUGCGCAAGAUUUGGAUCCAUUUUUAAAGGAUCUUGGAGAGAAUUUAAUUAAAAUGAGAACUGACUCCAUUAAGCUUGAGAAGGAAAUGGAAAAUAGGCAUAUUUAUGUUACAAAUAGAGACCUAAUACCUUCUCCGGUACCUGGCAAUCCUAGAAUGGAAGGGUAUCUUUUUAAACGCACCAGUAAUGCGUUUAAAACAUGGAAUAGAAGGUGGUUCUGUUUAAGGGAUCACCAAUUAGUAUACAGAAAAAGAACUGGCGACAGUGAUUUUACAAUUAUGGAAGAAGAUCUUCGUCUUUGCACUGUAAAACCAGUGGUUGACUGUGAUAGAAGGAAUUGUUUUGAAGUAUUAAGUCCUACCAAAAGUCACAUAUUACAAGCUGAUAGCGAAGAAGCAUACUUAGCAUGGGUAACUGCCAUGCAGCAAGCAAUCGGUGCUGCCAUUCAAAGAGGCAUGGGUGCUGGUACCAUAAUUAGUAUACGAGAUUCACAAUCACAGCAUGUCAGAGGGUCAAGCAGACCUAACUCAAAACCUAAAUCAAGAGUCUGGGAACAAAUUUUGAAGAUCCCUGGAAAUGAUUCGUGUUGUGAUUGUGGUGGUGCUAAUCCAAGAUGGGCCAGUAUCAAUCUUGGAAUCACACUUUGCAUAGAAUGCUCUGGAGUGCACAGAAGCUUAGGUGUUCACUAUAGCAAAGUGCGAUCUCUAACAUUAGACGACUGGGAGCCAGAGAUAUUAAAAGUAAUGGCUGAGCUUGGAAAUACUGUGGUUAAUAACGUCUACGAGGCUCUGCCAAUUCCUUCAAAUAUUAUUAGAGCUACACCAAAAUGCAAUGGUAACAUACGCGAAGCCUGGAUAAGAGCAAAGUAUGUGGACCGCAAAUUCGUGAAACCCUUAAGUAACAUAAUUUCUAGCGGGCAACACGCGAGUCGUGACAAAAUGCACUUUCGCAAGUGGAGUGUGCGCAAAUUACGUCGUCGACCACGAAGUUGCGACAAAAUUGAUAGUAUUAAUCGUAACAAAACAACGACACUAUCUUCCGUGAAAGAAGGUCAUCAUUCGACGAGUUCGGAUGACAGUAAGCAUACGUCAAUUGAAAGUUUAAGUUCCGUUGAUAAGGCGAAGAAAACAGAAAGAAGUUCCUUAAGCUCGGAUGAUAGUACAAACAUAGAUCUGAAGAAUGACUCGACCCUGUACGGGAAGAUAUUGGUACGGCCUCCAAUGGAAUUGAACAAAAGCAACUCCGAUUCUAAAAUUUCCGACAGCAAUACAGAAUCAAAUAUGGAGAACGAGCAUAAGCUUCAGAUUCCUGAGGUGCAAGACAAUACAAUAGCCACGAGCGACUCGGAUAAUAACUUGUCGAUGAAAAGCGAAGUGUCCUUAAGCACAGAGAUAUCCGAUACGAAGGAUACGUCGGAGAACAAAGACGUUGGAACGGAGAAACAGUGUACAGAAAAGAUGGAGUUCGACGUGCUGAUGUUCGGAUGCGAUUUACCAAAGCCAACGAUCGAUAAUAGCUUAGAAUUAAGUUCAGAUCAGGACUCGACUGCCGGUGAAGAUGAGGAGUUCACGGACGAAGAAGACAUAGAGAACUUGCAUCCUGAGAUGCUACUUUAUAAAGCCGCUGCGGCGCAUAAUCUUCCUGUCAUGUGUGCAGCUUUAGCGGCAGGUGCUGACAAAUCGUGGACGAAUGUUAAUGAUAGAGGUCGUAAUGCGCUGCAUCAAGCGAUUAUAAGCGGUUCUGUAAUGUCUUGCGAAUAUCUUAUUCUGAACGGGGCACGUAUAAACUGUCAGGAUGCCGAUGGAAAAACGCCAUUGUAUUUGGCUACGGAACUAGGCCAUACUGCCCAAGUAUGUUUACUUUUAAAACAUCGCGCCGACCAACACAUUCAGGAUGAAAGUGGUGUUAAACCUUUGUCGAUAGCCGUGAAGGAAGCUAAUGCAGAUAUUGUUACAUUAUUGCGUCUAGGUCUCUUAAACGAAGAAAUGAAGGAUUCAGAGAUUGGAAUUAGCGGUGAUGAGACAUUCAACGACGUAGUCCGCGAUUUUAGCCAGUUAGCUUGCUCUCAUCCAGAGCGGUUGCAACGAAGAAAUGAAAGUAACCACGCGUCGCAACCGCCUGAAUGAGGUUUAAGGGCAUGCAAGAUUUAUUUGCAAAAUCUCAGAAGCAGGCUACAACAUCGAGAGAAGAUGAGGAAUGGUACAUCGAAAAUGUCGUCUUUCAGUUCCUUGCAGGGUAAUAGAGUUGAUUACGAAUAACUGGGUAAGUAUACAAAGGAUAAAGAGAAAGCUUUAUGAUCGAACAGAGAGACAAAUGUUAUUAUGAAAGUUGCAUCUUUCUACGCUUUGAUCUCUGCGCGAAGUUUAUUGAAAUUUUAUUAGCGUUUUGUAUUUCUACUUAAAAAUGAAAAUGCUAAGGAAUUUUCGUGUGUUUUGCUAAACUGAAAAGUCAUUAUAUUUUGCUUACUCGAAAUUACGCUCUGGUUUUCCUCUUGACAUUUACAAAAGACGAGAUAUUAAAAAAAGAAAACUGUCUUCGAACACUUUACUCGUGUGCUUUAUACACUCGCAUAUUGCAUACUGUAAACGUAACUUGGAAUUUUUAAGCCGUUUUGCGAACACGCAUAGCAAAGUAUAAAUUUAUAUUACCAGAUAUUUGUAUAUCGUUUAUGUGAUAUUGCAAACGUGACAAAGUAGUUUUUAACUCUGUUGUAUCGAGAAAGGUUUUACCAAUAGCCGACACGUUUUCGACAUACAUAACAUGGUCUAGCAAGAUGUCUUCGAAGCAACAAUUUUAUACAUGUAUCUGUUUUUAUAUAUUUAAUAUUACCAGUAGUGUAUAUACAACUGGCACUAAGAUAACUCUUUUUUUCCGUUAGUUAACUGUAGUAAUCUGAUGCUAUGUAAUUAGUAUCGAACCGAUCGAAUUAGAACGUUAUAGAUACGUACAUAUAAUUAUGUAGUUUGUCUAGAAAAGUUACACGUACGAAUAGCUAUAAACUACACCAGUUUAAAUUAAUAGAAAAAAACCUAAAAAAAUAUGAUUCAGUGUAGUUCAGUAUAACGUAUACCGAUUGAUAUGAUUCGUGUAACGAAUUUGUUGCCAAAAAUUGAAACCGUUUGUACCUAAAGCAUAUACGUAUAUCAGAAUACUAUUCGAUGUUGAUUCUUGAAUGAAUUUUAUUUCCGAGAAUCGUUUAGAAUUUAUAAUACAUAAUACAGUGAUCUUUGUGUAUGUAGAAUUCUGUUAGACAUUCAAUUUGAUAACUUUCUUCGCUGUACUGCAUUUAUGGACAAUCUUUCUUUCCGUGAUUUAUACAACGAAUAACACUGGUGUACUGAGCAUGCUUGUAUUCUUUAAGGAAAAUAGACAUCUAGGGGAAAGGAAUGUUAACACUCGCCAAUAUUUGAGAAUUAUACCUAGCUUUCUUGAAAUAUUUUCGUAUAAGCAAUAAAAACUUCACUAGUUCACUUUUAUAGAUGAGUGGUUUGUACUUCACGUCGCCAUUUUCCCUAGAGAAGACUCCCAUGCUUGAUACUGUACACUCGGGUGCAUUUACUUCAGGCAAGAAAGACUAGGAGGAGGAGUUGAAUCAGAUUGCUUCUAAAUUUUCUUUAGAAUAUUGACAAAUUGAAAGUUUGAAAUUUCGGAACUUUGGAACUUCGAAAAUAUACAAACUUAACAAUUUGGGAUUCAAAUAUUUGGGAACGUAGAAUUUCAGAACUUGGAGUAUAAAAACUUCCACAGUUUGGAAAUGCGGGAAUUUAGAAGUUUGGACAUUUGCAAAAUUUAUCUAGCUGAAAAUUUGGAAAUUUGAAAACUUGACUUAAAAUUGAAGGAGAUUGAAUACUCCUCCUCUAACUUAUUCUUAGCCGGAAGAACUAUGUUGCACCCGACUAUACCCGUGAAUAUGCUUCCUUUCGCGAACACUUUAGUACGAUAACUGCGUUAAACAGUAUUUAUGAAAUAAUAUAGCAUAAUGCAUGAUUCGUUUUUUAGCCUACUCGAGAAACGACGUAUUAAUCAUUGUUACGAAUAUUUUUCAUUGUUUAUGUGGUAGGAUGGCUUUACCGAUAGUUACGAUUUAAGGUACAAAAUUCUCUGUGAACUUCGUUUCAACGAGAUUUUUACGAGAAACCGAUUAAGGGUAUGAUUUUCGAAUUGAUAUAUAUUUUUUUAUUCGAUGUACAUGCCAUAGUUUGUCGUUCGAAUCUGGUAUUCGAUUCUUUUUUUAAGAAUUUUCUUUUAAUUAAGCAACAUGACGAUGACGUAAGCAUAACUAUUAUAAUAAUUAGAUACUCAUUGUUGCGUAAGUUGAUUAAUGACAAAACUCGUCUUCGAUUAACUUUUAAAUGGUAUGUUACUUUCCUUUAUACUCGAACACUUUAUACGAUGUAAAGUAUCUUUAGAAUUAUCUUGUUAUUUCCGAAAUUUCUUUAUUAAUCAGUUUUCUUCUUCCUCGCGAGAAUACUUGAAAUUUUCAAUCAAGAUAUCGAUGUCUAGUACUUGUAUUUUGUACUUAUAUUUUUUUACAUAUGUUUUAUAUAGUACGUAUAAUUAAAAAAAGCAAAAUCUAUCAAAUUGAAAUCAAGGAAAUACACGCACGUCUUCCACAACGCAAAUAUUCGCUUUUGUAAGAAUCAAAAAAUUCGUUUAUAUACAAUAUGAUUUUUUCAAUUGUAUAAUACAAUAUUCUCUACGUUGUUACGUUUUGUCGGUUUGUUUAAAAAUAUUGCCAGUUACUGCCUAACUGUGAAAUGUUGUUAACAAGAAUUCAGUAUACAUAUGUAUGUCUAUAAACGAGUUGAACAAAUAGAAUCGUUUCACUGUUACGCGCGAUUGCAACAAAAAUUGUAAACAAACUAAUUAAUGUAUCAUACUGUACACAAAGUUUACGUCAUAAAACAGCGAUUAUGCAAAUA
Molecule: messenger RNA, 5838 nt
Organism: Megachile rotundata (alfalfa leafcutting bee)
Lineage: Eukaryota; Metazoa; Arthropoda; Insecta; Hymenoptera; Megachilidae
Gene: CenB1A
Product: Centaurin beta 1A
Cellular component (GO): cytoplasm
Molecular function (GO): protein binding; GTPase activator activity
Source: RefSeq, a predicted model, not a curated record